Penaeus monodon (black tiger shrimp) is the source of this 810-nucleotide messenger RNA. RefSeq lists its product as uncharacterized. The record is from RefSeq and is a predicted model, not a curated record. Bases 114 to 548 code for a protein of 144 amino acids. The transcript has 2 exons. NCBI's taxonomy places the organism in Eukaryota, Metazoa, Arthropoda, Malacostraca, Decapoda, Penaeidae.
GCUCAUACUUGGCACACCUCAUGCCAGGCGAUGAGGGACAGCCUCAUGCAGUGUUCAGGGUCGCCAUAUUGCGAGAGGAUAUAUUCUCCUCUCUGUAAGGAUAACACCCUAGUAUGUCGUACGAGGAAGCGGUGGCAGCGGCGUUCGCCCUCGGGGUGGCCAUGGCCGUGAUCGCCAAGGCCAUAAGGAAGGCGAACUCCCGCCUGGAGAGCGCCUGGACGAGCAGCCGUAUCGCGUUGAGGAGGAAGCUGCGCACCAUGACCUGCGUGUGGCUCUGGCGGCGCCCGAAGUGCCUGCUGCUCGUCCUUCCUCUCGGGGCUGUCGCCGUCGCCGCCAACACGCCAGCCAUAAAGGGCCUGGUCCUCUACGAGGGGCUGCGGGUAUCUAGUGUCCUCAGGUAUAUGAAAUUCAAUCUCGUCCUGAAGCUGAUCUUGAUCGCGGUGGCAGGGACUUUGGUGGGCGAUGUGAUGAUUAGCGGUGUUUUAAAACAACUGGUAAUCAUAGCUGGACUAUCGCCGUUUAUAGUUUUAAAAAGGCUUUUGAUUUAAUAUUUUUCUACAUACACACACUUAUAUAUACACACAAAUCCCAUACUUUUCUUUUCUCAAUUGGAGGACCAGAGCAAUAAAGGGGAAAAAAGUGAAUCGCAAGUUACAAAGCGAAAGAUUGGAUACAGAUAAAAUCACCAACCAGCGUUUCGAAGUUCGCUUCUGUGUUGUAAAAUUAAAGAGAACACUUAAUGUUGCAACAACCCAUACAAUCUAAGAUGUAUGUAAAAAGGAAAAUGUACACUAAAUAAAAUAUAACCGA